This is a messenger RNA of Lycium ferocissimum, 1574 nucleotides long. RefSeq names its product F-box/kelch-repeat protein At1g57790-like. Bases 125 to 1243 code for a protein of 372 amino acids. Gene Ontology annotation, molecular function: protein binding. The transcript has 3 exons. The record is from RefSeq and is a predicted model, not a curated record. Lineage: Eukaryota; Viridiplantae; Streptophyta; Magnoliopsida; Solanales; Solanaceae.
CUCUAACUUUAUUAUAGUACCCUUUUUGCAUAAAAACCAAUCCUUUUUUGUAUAUUUACUCUCUUUUCUGUGUACUGCUUUUAACUCACAUAGAAAAAUCCGAUAAAACUGAGUUCUUGCAGCCAUGGCUGGAAGAAAAAGAAGAAAAAUGAAGUUGUUAGCUGCAACAGCUCCAAAUAAUGGCGGUGCUUCGGCCGAGGAGCGUGAAGGAGCUGAUGAGCAAAACUCACUGUUUUGUGUACCGAUUGAAAUUCUAGAACAGAUUCUCUCCCGGUUAAACUUGAAGGAAAACAUCCGUGCUUCUGCUGUUUGCAAGAAAUGGCUUGCUGCCUCGGUUUCUGUACGAGUCGCGAAUAAAGCUCCUUGGCUUAUGUUCUUCCCGAAAUUCGGUGACUUGGUUGAAUUCUAUGACCCUUCGGUAAGGCAAACUUAUUCGGUCGAGUUACCAGAGUUACGUGGCUCAAGGCUUUGUUAUUCCAAAGAUGGCUGGUUGCUGUUAUACAAACCGAGAACUUUACGUGUGUUUUUCUUCAAUCCGUAUACGAAGAACGUGAUCAAUUUGCCAAGACUAGAAUUAACAUACCAGAUCGUUGCUUUUUCUGUAGCUCCGACUUCUCCUGACUGUAUUGUUUUCACAGUUAAGCAUAUCAGCCCGACUUUGGUUGCGAUUAGCACGUGUCAACCGGGGGCCACCGAAUGGACGACUGCCAAUUACCAAAACCGUUUGCCAUUUGUUAGCAGCAUUUGGAAUAAGUUAGUUUUCUGCAAUGGUUUGUUCUAUUGUUUGAGUCUUACUGGUUGGUUGGGAGUUUAUGAUCCCGAAGAACAUAGUUGGCUUGUUCGUGUGGUCCCGCCUCCGAGAUGCCCCGAGAACUUUUUCGUGAAGAAUUGGUGGAAAGGAAAAUUCAUGGCGGAGCACAACGGAGAUAUCUAUGUGAUAUACACCUGCUCGACUGCAAAUCCGGUGAUAUAUAAGUUAGACCAAAUAAAUAAAAUUUGGGUGGAGAUGCAAACUUUAGGUGGUGUGACGCUUUUUGCGAGUUUUCUUUCGUCUCAAGCAAGGAUAGACAUUCUUGGGGUGAUGCGAAAUAGUGUUUAUUUUUCUAAAGUUCGUUUUUAUGGAAGGCGUUGCAUAUCGUAUUCGCUCGAUCAUGAUAGAUACUACCCGCGAAAGCAGUGUUAUGAUUGGGGAGAACAAGAUCCUUUCGAGAGCAUUUGGAUUGAUCCACCGGAGGACCUUUAGAUCUUUGCCUGAAAAGAUUUGUGACAAAGGGCCUCAAAUACAAGGUCCGAUCUUCAAACAGCUGCAGAGUAGUAAGAAAGUGAAACAGUUGAUUCAGAUGUACCGCUAAAUGUUGUCAAAGUUUGGAGGCAUGAUAAAGAGCAGGGUUCUAAUCAUGUUGUCUGUCAAUUUUAUAGUGCUUUAUAAGUUGUCAUUUAAGGAUUUUCCUUCAGUGGGUAGGAAGUGUUCUUUCUUUGUGUAGAUAACUUUUUAGCUAAUGUUGUUGUUGAAUUUGUAGAAGUUUUAUUUCAAGCUGAGGACUAAUAAGAACAUUUAGUUACUUCUAUCUUCA